Messenger RNA from Trichoderma asperellum CBS 433.97, 2677 nucleotides. RefSeq lists its product as uncharacterized. Lineage: Eukaryota; Fungi; Ascomycota; Sordariomycetes; Hypocreales; Hypocreaceae. The record is from RefSeq and is a predicted model, not a curated record.
CUCGUUUUCACAAAACCUCAACCCAUGACCCCCUUCGCAGCCUCGACCUCUCGUCUUCCACAACUCCACCCCCGGCACGGAUACCGAGGGAGGCUCGACGCAGCGCGACGCGAUACACGCAGCCCUUGACCGACCCGUUCGCCGCGGCUGCACCGCCGAGCACGUCGUGAAUUGGCUCCGUCUGGGACCAGCAGCUUCGUCAUUCGUUCACGGCGUAACGCAAGCCACGAGACCCGUUGGGAGCGUUUCGAACUGCCCUUGCGCCAAGGGAGACUGGGCGACAGAAGGCCGAGGCGCCCCGGGAUCCACAUAUCACACUUUCUCCCUUGGAACCUUUCGCGAGCUGGGCUUCUUGGAGGAAACAGAACUGGAAGCUGAACGCAUUGGAUAUCGCCUGCCCGCUUCACGCAAUUCCUCCUCCCCGCUCAAUCUACCGCCCGAAACGAUUCUUGUAUCUACACCGGCCACUACAUAUACGAUGGCGUCUGAUUCGGAGAUGGAUGUGGACGCUCCUCGCGUCAAUGGCGCGGGAGCUGACACCGUCGAGCACCUCGCUUUCGCCGCCGUCAACCCAUCGACCCCUCAAGAGUCAGGACCUCAGCCAUUGUCCCAGACAACACUACCGUCCACGGAGAUCCCGGGAUCGCCAAUUGACCCAAACCAGUCGUUCAAAACGGAGGUUAUCGACGAUAGGCCGGCCAUCACGGUUAUUCCGUCCUCCAUGACCCCGCCACCUUCCACGCAGGUCGCGGCGAGCAAUGGUGCCUCGAGACGUGCCUACUCCAACUCUCAGCAGUCGGCUCUCUUUUCGCCGCCCGCCACCAUUCUCAAUACCAUGCGUGGACGAGAUAUCGAACCCGAAUUUACACCGCCGGCACCUCACCAGCUGCUCGAGGCUUCAGCAGACGAGCUCCGCUCCAUGCUGCAGACCUGUAUCGCCGAGAAUCAGAAGCUGAAGAUGGAGGCUGCGCACCACAAACUACAAUUUAAUCUGUUGAGCUUACAAGCGGAUGAGGAGUCAAAACGUGCCGCGGUGGAACACGACAUGAUACGCCGCGAAGUGGACGCCUUGCGCAUGGCAGAGCAUUCUCGGCAGGCGAAGCGCGAACUCAGCUCGGCGUCAGAGUCUCUGCAGAACAAGUACCUGCAGAUGAAGAUGUGGUACGAAUCAGCAGUAGAAGAGAACGAGGCUCUUAGCCGCAGAGUCAAGCUGGCCAAGAAGGUCAUCCAACAGAAGGAGGAGGAGACCAUAUCUCUCGCAGAGGAGCGGGAGAUGCUCCUUAACCGAAUUCGGGAGAACCGCGAGCACUUUCACAUGCUAUGCAGCCCCGGAGGCAUCUUUCAUGGCGCUUUGACGCCUAAACAUGGGAUUACAUCGACACCGCAGCAGCAUCGUGGGGCGGUGUCUCGCACUCUACACCGAGAAGAGACUGAUGGUCGAGAGCACGGACUGUCUGCACUAUUGGAGGCAAUGAGCCAGAGUCAGACACAAGAAAACAACGCAGCCGCCAACAACAACAGUGCGCCAUCAACACCCAUGGUCAUGGCUCGCCCUGCCUCUCGGCUCGUUAGGAGGCACCAACGCAACGCCCAAUCCAUGUCCUCACUCCCCACUACUCCCAUGCACAACUUGCGUGGAGACCACAGCGGCCUAUUGCCGUCAGUAAAUCUCGUGGCGCAAACGGAACCGAGAUCGCGCUAUUCACAGCGACGAUUUGUUCCCACAACUCCGCCUUCUCAGCGGCAAUCGCGAAGAAGACGACGAGAAAGCACAAUCUCAAUGGAGGACAAUGAAGAGCUUGCUCGACAAGCCAUAGAAUCGGUAAAAGCAGUACAGACACAGUCAUCCCAGCCGACUGGAGAUGUUCCGGCAGGAGGGCCAAUCAGCUCGCAAGAAGACGAGGAGCAAGUCUAUGAUAGCCAUGCGAGUCGAGCAGCGGCCAAGAUGCUGCGCCAAUAUCCCGGCCAGGAGUAUAGCGGUGCGCCUCCUUUGGUCACCACGGAGGGGCCUGCUGAGAAAUCUGCGGCCAUGCACGCCAAGCUUUUCACUGGAAGCAAAACCGCAGCUGGGGCUGAAAAGCGGAAGAUGGGGGCUGAAGGAGAGAGUCAAGCGGACAGCCCACAAAAGAAGAUGAAAGCUGGUGGAGCGGCAUCAGAUAGCCGCCGUGUUGGACUGGGCAUUCAAUACUAGCAGAAAUGGAGAGAGGAAUGCAGACCAAGUGCCGGGUCAUGUCAGAUCAGAUGGAAGCGAUUUACUCGAGAGAUAUCCCCCAGUCGGCACGUGACUGGAAGUCUUUGCUUAUUGUGUUUUAUGGUUGACUUGUUCUUCUUUUUGACGAAUGAUGACUAUAUUUGAUUGAGCUGGUUGGUUGUUAGUACUUGGUGAUGAUUGAGAGUGGUAGUGGAAUGAGACGAGAUGCGGUUGUUGUCGGAAAGAAGUCGGAUAAGGGAGACGGCCCAAAAAGAGCGUAAAGGGCUAGGAUCAAACGGUAAUACAGCACACAUUUACAAUUCAGGCUGGGGACUAGAUUCGCGUUUGCGAGGUAUACUCUGCUUAAAAGUGGAUAUUAAGAGUGCAAAUAAAAAGAGUUAUCAUAAUACUGUCCAACUAGCGAGAGAAUAUACAACGGAUAGUCUGCCACGUUGUAGGAUAAGAUCUUAGCCGGCAAUGCACGGA